AUUUAAAAGGGAUAUGGACACGGUGAGGAGGCAGGCACGCAGAAAGGGAAAGCAGAGCCAGAGAAACGACUGUAAAUCAUCAUGAAGCUGCAGACUGCCCUUCUGUUGGUUUGUCUCUUCAGGACAAGCUUUGCUCUUCCAGUACAGAUUGGAAUUAUUGCAAGCAACAGCAAUGAGAUCCUAAGACUGAAUGGACUAACUCUUGCAACUCUUGGACAAACACAGGCUUCUUCAAUUUUACCCCAGUACGUGCUGCAGCAGCAACAGCCUGAAGUGCUCCUCACUCCACAUGUGGUGAACUUGAACCCCCAAGUGGCUGGCCCCUUCGGUCCCCAGGGGCCUCAGAUGUUCCUCCCCAAUCAAGGCAACCAGCUCACACCUGUGCUUGUCCCCAAUGGCCAGCAAGAGCAGUUUGGACCUCCACAGGAUCCCAAUGCUCCCAAUGUCCCGCAGCAGGCCCAAAACCCUGCCCAGAUGUUUCCACCUUUCCAGUACCCAUCUUAUGGAUUCCCUCAGUUUCCCAGACAGCAGGGCUUCCCUUACUUUGUGCCUCAUUACGGCUACCCCCAGCAGAGGAACACUGUGAUGCUGCAGCCAAACAACGGUCAGCAGAAGCUGGAGAGGACCACACAGAGACCACAGCUCCCUCUGCAGCAAGCUUCCCAGCCUAAGGUGCAGACAGAAAGAACAUGGCCGCUUGGAACACAGAAAGAGUCGACUACAAUUCCCCCUGAUCCUCGUGGUGAUACAUCCGGCCCAGGAGUUGAUGAGGGUCACUCCAACUUCCCCUUCCUGUUCGAGCCUUAGAUUUCACCCAGAAUGACAACGAGGGGAUCAGUCAAAAAUGCAUUGGUGAUUGUUUGGCCACAUCACUCAUUGCUCUGCAACAUGCACCGGCCAUCCUUCCAAAUUCAGUUUAUUUGUACUCAGUUCUUUUUUUAUAUUACACUAAAACAGUUUUGCUUGUUUUAGCAA
Molecule: messenger RNA, 975 nt
Organism: Plectropomus leopardus (leopard coralgrouper)
Lineage: Eukaryota; Metazoa; Chordata; Actinopteri; Perciformes; Serranidae
Gene: odam
Product: odontogenic, ameloblast associated
Source: RefSeq, a predicted model, not a curated record